AUGCCCCCCUUACUCCCCCGACCAUCGCUCAUCCCGCGAGGAUGCAGCACGACCCCCUCGACCGCAACAGCCGCACUCUCCCGCCUGUUCACAACAACCGCCCUCCACGCCCAGCAAACCCAGCAAAAGAUCCCGCCCGAGUCUCCCCUCUUCAUCAACGUGCCGAACCCGCCGCAAGACCAGUCCGUCGAGGCGAAGCGCGAGCUCAAGCCCAUAAAGGGGUUCAUCCCAGUCCCGCGACGUAUCUUCGCCCACCGCGACAGCCACCAGAAGCCCACACCCCAAUGGCUGGCGCAGGCCGCGCCGGAGCCGACGUCUCCGAAAUCGCAGGAGGAGCCGCGGUCCGAGAUCCAGGCGUGGAAGCGGCGGAUGGCGGCGGGUCGGCGCAGCAACAUGCGGUCGGGAGUCAAGGACCUGUGGGCGCGCAAGCAGCGUUCGGACGCGCAGCUGCUGCAGAAGCAGAGCGCGCGACUGGCGGCGAACCGGGCCGCGGCGACGGCGCUCGAGCGCGAGGACGAGCGCCUGACGCGUGCGACCGUGACGGCCGCCACGCUGCGCACAGCCGUGCUGCCGGACCCGCUGCGCUUCGAGCACGCGUUGGAGUCGCGGGCACGCACCACGGCGCUGCACGAGCAGCGCAGCGAGGCGCGCCGCGACGCCGUGCAAGAGCUGUACAUGAACGCGCGGCAAUUCAUCGUGACCGAGGCCGAGCUCGAGGCCCGCGUCGAGAGGCUGUUCGCGCCCGACUACUGGAAGUCCCACGGCCUGACCGGGACCGGCCACGCCAUCGAGAACAUCUGGGACCUCGAGGGCAAGCCCAUGACCGUCGGUGACAUGGUCAACGACGUCACGCGCUCGACAAACUCCGUCAUGAAGAGCUACGAGUCCGAGAGCACCCGCACCUUGAAGAGGCAGAAGCAAGUCGCCGAGGAGCUGACGGGUGGCAAGAUGGAAUAG
Molecule: messenger RNA, 957 nt
Organism: Anthostomella pinea
Lineage: Eukaryota; Fungi; Ascomycota; Sordariomycetes; Xylariales; Xylariaceae
Source: the annotation of a GenBank genome assembly